AUUGUGCCACCCCCGCUUACCAGCACCAACAAUAAAGUUGUGGUAACAAUGAUGGAAAAUGGCGGUUUACCCAUUGUGGCCACCAGUAAAGCGGAAAAAUUCAAAAAUCGUGAAUCUGCAGCAAAUGCAAAAGCGAAAAAGGGAUCUCCCAAUAUGGCUAUACGCAGCAGUGCGCCCAUGCGUUGGCGUGCUACUGAGGAGCAUAUUGGCAAAUACAAAUUAAUUAAGACAAUUGGCAAGGGUAAUUUUGCUAAAGUGAAAUUGGCCAAACAUUUGCCCACCGGCAAGGAGGUGGCUAUUAAAAUAAUUGACAAAACCCAGUUGAAUCCUGGUUCGCUGCAAAAAUUGUUUAGAGAGGUUAGAAUAAUGAAAAUGCUCGAUCAUCCCAAUAUUGUGAAACUGUUUCAAGUUAUUGAAACAGAAAAGACGUUGUAUUUGGUUAUGGAAUAUGCGUCGGGUGGAGAAGUUUUCGAUUAUUUGGUGUUACACGGCCGCAUGAAGGAAAAAGAGGCAAGGGUUAAAUUCCGUCAAAUUGUUUCAGCUGUGCAAUAUUGUCACCAAAAGCGUAUAAUACAUAGAGAUUUAAAAGCCGAAAAUCUAUUAUUAGAUAGUGAGUUAAACAUAAAAAUAGCCGAUUUUGGUUUUUCCAAUGAAUUUACACCCGGCUCCAAAUUGGAUACAUUCUGUGGCAGUCCACCCUAUGCCGCUCCCGAACUAUUCCAAGGCAAAAAAUAUGAUGGUCCCGAGGUAGAUGUUUGGUCAUUAGGUGUUAUACUCUAUACACUUGUCAGUGGGUCAUUACCAUUUGAUGGCUCAACAUUACGAGAAUUGAGGGAACGUGUGCUCAGAGGCAAAUAUAGGAUUCCAUUCUACAUGUCUACUGACUGUGAAAAUCUAUUGCGUAAAUUUCUAGUAUUGAAUCCGGCUAAACGUGCUAGUCUCGAAACCAUCAUGAGCGACAAAUGGAUGAAUAUGGGGUUUGAAGAUGACGAACUAAAGCCAUACGUUGAACCCAAACAAGAAUUGGGCGAUGUCAAACGGAUAGGUAAGACGGAAGCUCUUGUGGCAAUGGGCUAUAAUAGACAGGAAAUCGAGGCAUCAUUGUCUCAAGUACGUUAUGAUGAUGUGUUCGCAACAUAUUUAUUGCUGGGAAGAAAAAGUACUGAUCCUGAAAGUGAUGGCUCUCGUUCGGGUUCGUCGCUUUCAUUGCGCAAUAUAUCGGGUAAUGAUGGAACUGCAAUUUCGGCAAAUACUUCGGUACAAAGCCCAACACACCGUGGUGUCCACAGAAGUAUUUCGGCUUCUAGUACAAAACCAAGUAGAAGGGCAUCCUCUGGGGCUGAUACUUUACGUGUUGCUCCCGGUGGCAAUGCUGCGGCUCAAGUUGUUACUACAGGAACAGCUGGUACCGUUCCGACCAGCACUAAUUAUGCCAUUGCUGGCACUGGAUCAACAGCGGAAAGAUCUUCAAUUAGUAGCAACUUUAAGCGUCAAAAUACCAUAGAUUCAGCUACCAUAAAAGAGAAUACAGCACGUCUAUCGGCUCAAAAUCAAAGGCCGGCCUCAGCCACUCAUAAAUUAUUGACGACACAGGAUACAUCCAUUAGUAGUCCGAAACCACGUUAUACGCCUAAAUAUGAUCCCACAAAUAGUAGUAAUCGUCCAGCGGCUACGGUUAGCAUGAUGCCAAGACGUUCUACCACUUUAUAUGAGAAGACUUCUUCAACUGAGAAAACCAAUGCUAUUUCAACAGACUCAAAAGUGACAUCGGCUGUUAAAUCUGGCAGACAUUUUCCCAGGAAUGUACCAUCACGUUCAACCUUUCAUUCGGGUCAAACAAGGCCACGAAACAAUACUGCUUUGGAAUAUUCGGCCACAGGUGGUGUGCCAGGCGAAUCACCUCAUCCCGGUCGCAUGAGUUUCUUUUCCAAACUCUCCUCAAGGUUUAGUAAACGCAGCAACUCUAAUACCGAAGAAUCCGCUAAGCCCCGGGUAUUGCGUUUUACGUGGUCAAUGAAAACAACCUCACCUUUGAUGCCAGAUCAAAUAAUGCAAAAGAUUAGAGAAGUGCUCGAUCAAAAUAACUGUGACUAUGAACAACGUGAAAGGUUCGUUUUAUGGUGUGUUCAUGGAGAUCCAAAUACCGAUUCAUUGGUACAAUGGGAAAUUGAAGUUUGUAAACUUCCACGUUUGUCUCUGAAUGGAGUUCGUUUUAAACGCAUUUCUGGUACUAGUAUAGGCUUUAAAAAUAUCGCUUCACGUAUUGCGUUCGAUCUACGACUGUGAUUCUGUCAGGAGAAGGGAGAAACUCUAAAUAAAAUACACGAUUCUACUACCGUAUGAAAUAAAAAUGAAAACCGUAACAUCAACC
Molecule: messenger RNA, 2371 nt
Organism: Musca vetustissima
Lineage: Eukaryota; Metazoa; Arthropoda; Insecta; Diptera; Muscidae
Gene: par-1
Product: serine/threonine-protein kinase MARK2
Exons: 15
Coding region: 49-2286 (745 amino acids)
Biological process (GO): microtubule cytoskeleton organization; protein phosphorylation; intracellular signal transduction
Cellular component (GO): cytoplasm
Molecular function (GO): ATP binding; tau-protein kinase activity; protein serine/threonine kinase activity
Source: RefSeq, a predicted model, not a curated record